Messenger RNA from Lentinula edodes (shiitake mushroom), 1493 nucleotides. Its product is annotated as signal peptide peptidase-domain-containing protein. Lineage: Eukaryota; Fungi; Basidiomycota; Agaricomycetes; Agaricales; Omphalotaceae. Gene Ontology annotation, biological process: membrane protein proteolysis. Gene Ontology annotation, cellular component: membrane; lumenal side of endoplasmic reticulum membrane; cytoplasmic side of endoplasmic reticulum membrane. The transcript is spliced from 8 exons. Gene Ontology annotation, molecular function: aspartic endopeptidase activity, intramembrane cleaving. The coding region runs from base 7 to 1077 and encodes 356 amino acids. The record is from RefSeq and is a predicted model, not a curated record.
GCGUCGAUGUCAACAGAAGUGGAUCUCAUCGCUUCCUAUGCAGGCCUCCUGAGUCUGGCAUGCAUCUGCAUUUACACCGGAGCAUUUGCCUCUUUACCUGUUCGUCACGCUACCAAAAAGCGUGCCGGACGAGCCGAGAAUAACACAGACAGUGACGAUGAAGACGAAGACGAGCAACCUGAAUUUCUCUCUGUCGAAGAUGCGUGGCUUUUCCCCAUUAUUGGAUCUGUGGUGCUAUUUGGUCUUUUCGUGGUAAUCAAGUAUUUUGGGAAGGAAUGGAUAAAUUGGUUACUGGGUUGGUACUUCUCUAUUGCUGGGAUUGGAAGUGUAUGGAAGUCUUUGGUCUCCCUUACCCGCUACCUGCUUGGAAAUGAGCAGUGGCGCCGGUUUGAACGGUUUUCAGUUCAUGUUAAACGGCGUGGCGUCGACAUUUUCUCCCUGAAAUGGAGAACACCGUCCCUCAUUUUGUUCCCGCUUUCCGUAAUUCCUUCUGCCUUAUACAGGUACUCAUCCGCUAGCCGAAGAUCUGCUUUGCUCACAGACGUGCUGUCUAUGUCAUUUUGCCAUAACGCUCUGUCGUUAUUGAAGCUUGACUCUUUCAAGACCGGUACGGCUCUACUGUCAGGUCUCUUUAUUUACGACAUCUGGUGGGUGUUUGGGACACCUGUUAUGGUGGAAGUUGCGACCAAGCUUGACGUACCCAUCAAGUUGCUUUGGCCCAAGUCAAUAAACUUUUCAGAUGAAUCGGGAUUCACGCUGCUUGGCCUGGGGGAUGUUGUGAUUCCUGGGUGUUUUGUGGCACUCGCCUUGCGCUUCGACCAUCACCGUUACCUCAAAAAAGGAAAAGCCUUUAGCAAGCCGUAUUUCUACGCAUCGUUGUUGGCGUAUAUUCUGGGAUUAGUUGCCACCAUGAGCGUCAUGCACAUCUUCAAAGCUGCCCAACCAGCUCUGUUAUACCUUAGUCCCGCGUGCAUCCUGUCAUUUGUCGCUACAGCAUCCGUCCGGGGAGAGCUCUCGGAGGCUUGGAACUGGAUCGACGAACCAGAAUCGGAAGGAGACGGUAAAAAGCAAAACUAACGCGUUUGAGUUCCUCGUGUAUGGUUCAAGUAUCUAUCAUAAUUUAUUUCCCUCGAGCGUUUUUGUAUAGGAUGCAUGGACCUCAAUGAGACCUUGCCGGUCAUUACUUCCCUUCGUCUGAGGCAAUUUUGGCAAGAUACAACAAGAGUUACUUGAGCAUGUACGUUUCGAAAAUGACCGCAAAAAAAUCGCAACAUCGGUGUUCCAUCAGCACCGGGUCGCUGCGCUUGGGUGACUACUUCAAAUUUCAGGAACUCUACUCAUGCACGCGGAGCCAUCAUCUUCGUCGUUGAGACAAUGCAAAUGCAAGGGCUUGAAAAAUAAUUGACUCCGCGGCUGAGACCCCUGUAUUCGGCUUCAUCGAUUGAAGACCUCCGACACCAAGCACAGCAGUUUUUUUUUUCAAGAUGAAGGCG